AUGGCAUUAGAUCCUCUGAAUACAAGUGUCUCGCCAGGCGUGAUGUCGACGAACGAGAAUGACGCCGAAAGAUCGUCGGCACAAGAAAGCGAAGAGCAACCUUUAUUGCGAUCGGAUCCAGUUCCUGCGACUUGGAGCCCACCGCCAGGAUUUCUACUCAUCCAAAUUGCCAUCAUGGCCAAUGUAUUUCUUGGCGGGUUUGACGGGACCAUUACUGCGUCGACCUAUGCUGUGAUCAGCUCCGAGUUUAACGCUGCGAACACUGCUUCGUGGCUGACCACCUCGUACUUGAUCACAAGCACGGCGUUCCAGCCUCUCUAUGGCCGAUUCUCCGAUAUUCUCGGUCGCCGGUCAUGUUUCUUCACUGCAACUAUCACCUUCAUGAUUGGUUGUCUAGGAUGUGCCGUGGCCCGCGAUGUAAUCUUUUUGAACAUUAUGCGCGCCUUGACGGGCAUCGGUGGCGGAGGAUUGAUGACUAUGGCAACAAUCAUCAACUCGGAUCUUAUUCCGUUCCGCCAGCGCGGUAUGUACCAGGCAAUUCAGAACGUCUCGUACGGCUUCGGAGCCAUCUGUGGUGCUUCUUUCGGAGGUGCCAUUGUUGACUCAAUCGGAUGGCGCUGGUGCUUCCUGUUGCAGGUUCCAAUCUCUUUGUUUGCUUUGAUCAUGGGCUAUAUAGUCUUGAAGUUCCCAUCACGCAACACUGAACCUUCCUCAGAUGGGCGGAAGCAAGGAAUCUGGCAGCAAAUUGACGUACUGGGCGCUUGUCUGCUCAUUCUGGCUCUCUCGGCUCAACUGGUCGGACUCAGCCUGGGUGGCAACAUUCUCCCUUGGACUCACAUGUGGGUAAUUCUACCACUGCUCUCCAGUGUGGUAUUGCUGGUCGCAUUUGUUGCUGUUGAAGCGAAUACCACCGCCGCGCCUUUGAUUCCAUUGAAGAUGCUACGAGGACAGCUCGCUGUAUCCACACAAAUUUCCAACGUGUGUGUCGGGAUGGCAGCAUACGCACCCAUUCAGUACCUCUUUACUCUGCCUCUCAUGUUCCAGGUGAUUCUCCUUGACUCGCCGAGCAAGGCUGGUACCCGACUCGUGAUUCCCUGUCUAUUUACCCCACUUGGUGGUCUUGUAGCGGGAAUCAUUAUGUCACGUUGGGGCAAGCUGGCCUCCAUUGUGCGCGUCGGCGCAGCGCUAAUGUUCGUCGGCAAUCUCCUCGUCAUGCUCCUUCGAUUCAACGACUCGGGAUGGAAGUAUUUCGUCUAUGUCAUUCCCGCGAACCUUGGUCAGGGCAUGGUGUACCCAGGAAUCCUGUUCACAUUCCUCGCAGCCUUCGACCACACCGAUCACGCCGUCUCCGCCUCAACUGUCUACCUCAUCCGCUCCCUUGGGACCGUUUGGGGAGUCGCAAUUACCUCCACCAUCAUGCAGAAUACACUUAACUCAGGCCUCGGGGAGGCCUUGAGUGGAAUACCAGAUAAAUGGAAAGUGAUUGAUGAGAUCCGCCACUCAAUCUCGGCUAUAUAUGAUCUCCCUCCCGAUGUGCAAAUGGCCGCUCGGCUAGUGUACUACCGCGGGAUUAGACUCUCCUUCAUGGCCUCCGCGAUCUUUGCAUUUAUCGCGACCGUCGCUGCUAUCUUCACCCGUGGAAAGGGGUUGGAGCGCGCGGGCGGGGACAGACGUGGUGUUUAUGGUGAUAUCAACCCAUGUCUCGCGCAGACCCGAUGGAUUGAGGCGCGGUCCUCAAAUCCGCGUGGUUCAAACAAAAUGCCUACCGAUACUUUCCACCUUUACUCAUACUUCUGCUCGUCAUGCUGUCAGCGCAUCAUAAUUGCCGCUCACCUGAAGGGUAUCUCUCUUGAAUACACCUACAUCGACCUUGGCACCAAAGCGCACACAACGGAUGAAUACAAAGAAUCAAACCCCAGCGCCAGCGUACCUACCCUGGUAGUGACAAGCGCCGACGGUGAAAAGACCAUCAUCCGCCAAUCCAUGACAAUUUUGGAUUAUUUCGAGGAAAGAUUCCCAGAUAUAUCUCCGCUCCUCCCUCGCGAAUUACGGAAUCGAGCACAGGUGCGCGACCUAGUGAAUAUCAUCGCAAUCGAUACACAACCUACCACCAACGCCCGUAUCGUACAUCGGGUGAAGGAUAUCCGUGGGAGUGACGAUGAUCUAGAUAAAUUUGCCAAACAGGCCUUUACCGACGGAUUCCAAGCCUACGAGAGCCUAUUGGUGAAGCAGGGCGGGGAGGGGAGGUAUUCCUUUGGAGAUACUGUUUCAAUGGCGGAUGUGGUGCUGGUUCCCACAGUUGACCAGGCUUUGUUGUACAGCAUGGAUUUGGAUUUCGUGCCUAACCUUAAGCGCAUUCAUUCUGCUCUUAAGGAAUUGGAGGCCUUCAAGGCUGCGGAUUGGAGGAAUCAGGGGGAUACGCCGGAGAAAUUUCGGGCGAAGGACAUUUGA
Molecule: messenger RNA, 2451 nt
Organism: Penicillium expansum
Lineage: Eukaryota; Fungi; Ascomycota; Eurotiomycetes; Eurotiales; Aspergillaceae
Product: Major facilitator superfamily domain, general substrate transporter
Exons: 8
Coding region: 1-2451 (816 amino acids)
Biological process (GO): transmembrane transport; basic amino acid transport; aromatic amino acid metabolic process
Cellular component (GO): fungal-type vacuole membrane; cytoplasm
Molecular function (GO): catalytic activity; basic amino acid transmembrane transporter activity
Source: RefSeq, a predicted model, not a curated record